AUGGCGCCCCGCAGCUCCACUGCCGCUUUGACCAUUGCCGCAGGUGCCGCAGGCGUAGCCUCCAUGACCUUCGUGGCUUCAGCACCUAGCUCCGCUGGCGCUGCGCGGCAGAGCCAGGUCCAGGCGGCAUCUGCGCCUACCAGAGGAGCCGCUAGCAGCACUGCCCCGAUCGUGGGAACUGCAGCGCUCGCCACCGGGGCUGCCGUUCUGGCACAGCUCUCCACCUCAAGGAGACAGGCACGCGUUGCUAUGGGCAGUGGCCUGAUGAGCCCGGGCUACAACACCCUUCCCGAAUGGGAGAAGCCAAAGAAUGGCUUCGAGGGUUUGAACGGAGAUCAAGCUCCACUGGGAUUCUGGGACCCCCUUGGCCUUAGCAAGGACCAGGACGUAGAAGUGUUCAAAAGGCGCCGCGAGACGGAGAUUAAGCACGGCCGUGUUGCCAUGUUCGCAACCAUCGGCUAUAUUGUGCCGGAGUACUACAAAUUCCCCGGCUUGCUGUCUCCGUCGCAGGGACUGAAGUUCGCUGAUGUGCCGAAUGGACUGAAGGCGCUCUCAGUGGUCCCGAAGGAGGGUUGGGCACAGAUUUUGGCCUUCGCUGGCUUCAUUGAGCUUGUAGUCAACAAGAAGACUUCCGAGCCAGGAAACUACGGAAAAGGUUUCCUUGGGCUCGGAGCCGUCGGCUUCGGCAGCUCCAUCAACGACCCCGCGUUGCGCGCGAAGAAGCUCUCGGCAGAGAUUGCAAACGGCAGAUUGGCGAUGAUGGCAAUUAUCGGAAUGUUCUUCCAGGACGGUCUCACCGGAUCUGCCUGGGGUGAUUGGGCGCUGUAUACGGACUCGCCCCUUCGGGCAUUCGAGGACGAAACUGGUGUCCAAGCGCCAGUCGGCUUCUGGGACCCGCUGGGUCUGUCUGCUAGCGGCAACGUCUCCGACUUCAAGCGCCGGCGGGAAGUGGAGCUGAAGCACGGCCGAGUGGCCAUGUUCGCCACGAUCGGAUAUAUUCUGCCGGAAUACUGGCGCUUCCCAGGCUAUCUUUCCAAGUACUUGGACAUCAAGUUCGCCGAUGUGCCGAAUGGUCUGUCGGCUUUCUCCAAGGUGCCGGCCUUCGGCUGGCUCCAGAUCGUGGGCUUUGCGGGGAUCGUCGAGAUCCAAAUCUACAACGAGCAGAUCAAGGAUGAGCCUGGCAACUACGGAGCGGGCUUUUUAGGCCUCCGAUCCAUUGGCAUCAUGAACACCGGCAUCGAGGACCCGGAGGUCCGUAAGAAGAAGCUCAAUGCCGAGCUUGCCAACGGCAGGCUUGCCAUGAUGGCCAUCAUCGGGAUGUUCUUCCAGGAUGGGCUGACAGGCUCCGCUUGGGGUGACUGGGCGAACUACACAGCCUCCCCUUUGCGAGCCUUCGAGGGAGAGCUAGGUGUGCAGGCGCCGGUGGGCUUCUGGGACCCAGUGGGCUACACCCGCGACGGCAGCGUGGAAACCUUCAAGCGACGCCGCGAGACAGAGAUCAAGCACGGCCGAGUGGCAAUGUACGCCACCGUUGGAUAUAUUGUACCGGAGUACUUCAAGUGGCCUGGCUUCCUCUCUCCCUCCCUGGGCCUGAAGCUGGGAAGCAAUAUGCGCAGGGUUUUGGGAUCCGAGCUGGGUCUUAGAACGGUGAGAAGGUUCCUGCUGUGUUUACGUGAAAGUCUGUCGAACUUUCUUCAGGAUGACGGGCAGAAUCGGACUAUUGAAAUCCCUACUGGUAGGACCAGGAAGUUCUCUGAUGUGCCGAAUGGCCUGGCAGCCAUUUCCAAGGUGCCUGGUGCUGGCUGGGCUCAGAUCGUGGCCUUUGCAGGCUACUACGAGCUCUUCGUCUACAAGUUCAAGGGCGAGCCAGGAGCAUACGGCUGGAAGGCGAUCACAUCCGCCGAUCCCGAGGGUCUCAAGAAGAAACUAAACGCCGAGAUCGCCAACGGACGUUUGGCAAUGAUGGCGAUCAUUGGUAUGUUUUUCCAGGACGGCCUCACUGGCUCUGCUUGGGGAGACUGGGCAAAUUACACAGACUCGCCUCUUCGUGCUUUCGAGGAAGAGCUUGGAGUCCAGGCGCCUGUCGGCUUUUGGGACCCAGUUGGCUACACCCGCGAUGGCAGCGCGGAAACCUUUAAGCGACGCCGCGAGACGGAGAUCAAGCACGGGCGAGUGGCAAUGUACGCUACUGUUGGUUACAUUGUGCCGGAGUACUUCAAAUGGCCUGGCUUCCUCUCGCCCUCUUUGGGCCUGAAGUUCUCGGACGUGCCAAACGGCCUUGCGGCCAUUUCCAAGGUUCCGGGCGCCGGUUGGGCUCAGAUUGUCGCUUUCGCAGGAUACUACGAGCUCUUCGUUUACAAGUUCAAGGGUGAGCCCGGGGCAUAUGGAUGGAAGGCCAUCACUUCUCCCGAUCCUGAGGGCCGGAAGAAAAAGCUCAAUGCGGAGCUCGCCAAUGGCCGAUUGGCAUUGUCGGGUGGUGCUCUGGCCUCCGGCAACGUGCCUGCCAUCGUCAACACAGUGCCAGCUCGCCCUGGUGUGCCCGCCCACUUCAAGGUGACGCUCGAGACUCCCGAUGGCACUCAAUCUUUCGAAUGCCCUGAGGAUGUGUACAUUCUGGAUCAGGCUGAGGAGGAGGGUUUGGAGCUGCCGUACUCCUGCCGAGCGGGCUCUUGCUCCAGCUGCGCCGGCAAGGUGCUGGAGGGCGAGAUUGACCAGAGCGAUCAGGCCUUCUUGGACGAUGACCAGAUGGGCGAGGGCUUCUGCUUGACGUGUGUGACGUACGCCACCUCGGACGUCACCAUCAAGACCCACUGCGAGGACGAGUUGUGA
This is a messenger RNA of Symbiodinium sp. CCMP2456, 2829 nucleotides long. Lineage: Eukaryota; Dinophyceae; Suessiales; Symbiodiniaceae. The record is from the annotation of a GenBank genome assembly.